Messenger RNA from Ochlerotatus camptorhynchus, 2128 nucleotides. RefSeq names its product sodium-coupled monocarboxylate transporter 2-like. The record is from RefSeq and is a predicted model, not a curated record. The transcript has 7 exons. Gene Ontology annotation, molecular function: symporter activity. Gene Ontology annotation, cellular component: membrane. Bases 35 to 1828 code for a protein of 597 amino acids. Lineage: Eukaryota; Metazoa; Arthropoda; Insecta; Diptera; Culicidae. Gene Ontology annotation, biological process: transmembrane transport; sodium ion transport.
GAAUUUACUAGUAUCGUGGUAGGAUUAGUUCAACAUGAAUGCAAGCAUAGUGGGAGCAGUAUUGAGCGUACAAGAUGUUAGCCGGUCGUUGCAGCGAUUCGGACUGGUGGAUUAUCUGGUAUUUUCCGGUAUGCUGCUUGUCUGUAUAGUCAUAGGCAUUUUCUUUGGUUGGAAAGAUCAUGCAAAGCAUGCUCGAAGAAAGAACCAUCGACGAGGAUCCGAGGCACUCGAUUAUCUGGUUGGUGGUCGAAAAAUGAAAAUCUUCCCUGUGGCAAUGUCGUUAGUGGCAAGUUUCAUAUCCGGUAUUGCACUGAUGGGAGCGUCAACUGAGACAUAUUUGUAUGGCAUGCAGUUUGCGUACAUAUUUUCGGGGAUUUUAGCAAUGUGCGUUGCUAUGUACUUCAUAUUCCUACCCGUAUUUCAAGGACUACAGAUAACAUCGGUGUACGAAUACCUUCAAAUGAGGUUUGAUAGAAGAAUACGUCUGCUAGGUUCAAUUUUGUUUACAAUAGCGACACUAUUACACCUACCAAUUGUCAUAUUCGUACCGGCAUUGGCAUUUAAUCAAGUUUCGGGUAUAAACGUGCAUUUUAUAACCUCGGUCGUAUGUACGGUUUGCAUUUUCUACACCAGUGUUGGAGGCAUCAAGGCAGUGGUGUGGACGGAUGUUAUUCAAACAAUUAUUAUGAUCGGUGCUUUAAUCUUGAUCGUUGUGAAAGGUACUGCCGAAAUUGGAGGAUUGAGUGUACUCAUCGAGAGAAAUUUGGCCAGCGGAAGAAUUGAACCCCCUAACUUCAAUUUGGAUCCAACGGAAAGAACCACCAUAUGGGCGAUUUUCUUCGGAGGUGGUUCAUUCUGGAUAGCAAAAAACGCAAUUCAUCAGAUGAUGAUCCAACGAUAUCUCUCGCUACCGACACUUGCCGAUGCCCGGAAGGCAUUACUGAUGUUUACCAUCGGCAUUAUUUGCUUGAUGUUGACCUGUUUCUACAACGGUUUACUGAUUUACGCAACUUUUCACGAUUGCGAUCCGUUGACAACCAAGCUGGCGAAGGAGAAAGAUCAGCUGCUACCGAUAUUGGUGAUGAAAGUGUUUGGUGAUUAUCCAGGGCUAGCAGGACUUUUCAUUUCAGGAAUAUUCAGUGCUUCGCUGAGCUCUCUAUCGACCGGAUUGAAUUCUUUGGCUGCAAUUGUUUUGGAGGACUUCUUUAAACCGUUCCUGAGGAAAGAGCUUUCCGAACGACAAACACGCUACUUGAUGCGAGGGACGGUGUUGCUGUUUGGCAUCAUAGCAGUGGUUCUAGUGAUGGUGGUGGAAAAACUUGGAACUGUUCUUCAGCUGUCAAUGAGCUUGGUUCCCAUUUCUCUGGGUCCAUUGCUGGGAGUAUUUCUAAUGGGAAUGCUAUUGCCAUGGAUCAACGCACAGAGUGCACUAGCCGGAACUUGCACUGGUCUGUUAACAAUGACUUACAUUGUCAUCCGAGCUCAAAUAUCAAUCGCCAUGAAGGAGAUCGUUCAUCCUACUAAGCCUCUAUCCGUUGAAGGUUGCACAUAUGAAUUCUUCAAUGCUACAGUAGCGGCUAAUGUGCAAACUCCCGUUGAAAUAGAAAAAUCUAUUCAUCACGUGUCCUUUCUAUAUUACACUCUCAUAGGAGUUUGUAGUACAGCGUUUUCGGGAUUACUAUAUACUUUCAUACUGGGACGACAGAAUCCCUCCGAUUUGGAUCCACUCUUACUGGCUCCGUUCCUGAGAAACUCUUUCUUCCCCAAAAGAUUGGCCACCACCACAACCGUCGUUCACAGCUUCGAAAACGUUGACACGAAAUUGUAGCACUCAAAGCUAUUGAAAUAAAUUCUAUUUGACCUUCCAAAUCAUUCCAUUAUCGUUUUCUUCCGGAUUGCACAACUGCUCCGAAAAUUCCUAAGCAAGAUCACCCGUUAAUCAUGCACUCACUAUUCAUGCAACGUGUACUCGUGCUGUCUCCGGCGAGACGACGACGUAUGUUGACUCGAAGAGAUAGGUCGGUGAUCGUAAUUUAUGUCCGGGGAGACUGUGCCGCCUUAUCACUACAGAAGGCAAACUAUCGUAUAUCAUCACCGAAGAUUCGGUCCACACGGCUCAACGACGAUG